AUGAAGUCCUGCAGGAAGGAAACUAAGGGAGGAGUACACCAAUACACCAGUACACCAGUACACCAGUACACCAGUAUACCAAUACACCAGUACACCAGUACACCAAUACACCAGUACACCAGUACACCAAUACACCAGUACACCAGUACACCAGUACACCAAUACACCAGUACACCAGUACACCAGUACACCAAUACACCAGUACACCAGUACACCAAUACACCAGUACACCAAUACACCAAUACACCAGUACACCAGUACACCAAUACACCAGUACACCAGUACACCAGUACACCAAUACACCAGUACACCAGUACACCAGUACACCAAUACACUAGUACAGUUGUAGGUUAUU
Messenger RNA from Priapulus caudatus, 355 nucleotides. Its product is annotated as extensin-1-like. The annotation marks the transcript as partial. The transcript is spliced from 2 exons. Lineage: Eukaryota; Metazoa; Priapulida; Priapulimorpha; Priapulimorphida; Priapulidae. The record is from RefSeq and is a predicted model, not a curated record.